AUGACCACUCAUACAAUGAACAAAAAGUCCUGGGAGUCACUCUCUUCGACAUUCUCCAAUCUCGAAAUCUCCGUGUCUCAGGACAGUUGUUAUGCCUCCGAUGAAUUCUCUGGCAGUUCAUCCAACCCAGUCCCUGCUAGUCUGCCAGUGACUUCGGAGGCUGGCUUGCGCCCACUUUUGAAGCCUAUUCUGAAGAGGCCAUAUGCUGCUAUUGAAGAAGAUGAGGAAUCGGAAUCUGGUUAUGGAACCGAUGAUUCUGAAUAUGAUUAUGCCGGUGUAUCCGACGCAAUGGAUGAAGACGAUGAUGAAAUGUACGAAGUCUCGAUAUGGGAUGAGGCUUCUGAUGUUUCGGACGCCAUGUCAGAAACUUGUAGUGACGAUGACGAAUCUGUCGAUGGGUCAUUCAUUUCAUUCGAGUCUGAGUCUAUGGUUCGUUUUGCUCCUGAUGUUCUCUAUAUUGACGCGCCUGAACCUCAAGAGGAGGAGGAGGAGGAGGUCGAAACGCCACGUUCUGAGAUGACUUGCCAUGAAUUAAUGGAGAUGGCGAGGGCAUCUGGCACCCUUCAAUUUCAAACUGGGAUGGAUCCCAGCAACGAACAGGCCGAACAUGAUGAAAUGAGCGAUUCGAUCAAAGAAUGGCCCGAGGAGCAUCCCAGUGAUAUCCUGGACUUGGACAAAAGGCUUUUUGUCGCCUAUAUCAAUGGCAUUAACGGGAUCUCUGAUGCUCGGUACAAAGCUCGUCUUCGCGAGCGACUUGACGAUCUGAAAAAGGGUAACGCGCAAUCUCCAUAUAUGGAGUCUGAUAGCGCCCAAGGGAUGUAUUUUGACAAUGUCUUGAAUCAUGUCCUCGGCACAUUCCGCAAUAUCAUCGUCCAAGAGGAGCUGGAUGAAUUGGCCACGCUCAGCCACAAGAAGAGAGCGCAACAGCAAGCAGAGGAGGCCACAGAAGGCCCCGAUAAGAGACUACUGGAGAAGAUCGAGCAUCUGCUCUCGGAGAGACUAGCAGGAGACCAGGUGCAAAUUGGCCAGGAUGAGCUGAGCUUCUUCGCUGGCGGGGUCGCUUAUGCUCUCAGGAACUGGGCCAGCUAUACAUCCAUUUGCGGGCUGUUACGCAGUUACGAAUAA
Molecule: messenger RNA, 1125 nt
Organism: Aspergillus clavatus NRRL 1
Lineage: Eukaryota; Fungi; Ascomycota; Eurotiomycetes; Eurotiales; Aspergillaceae
Exons: 1
Coding region: 1-1125 (374 amino acids)
Source: RefSeq, a predicted model, not a curated record